Messenger RNA from Dothidotthia symphoricarpi CBS 119687, 5331 nucleotides. RefSeq names its product ketoacyl-synt-domain-containing protein. Gene Ontology annotation, molecular function: 3-oxoacyl-[acyl-carrier-protein] synthase activity; fatty acid synthase activity; phosphopantetheine binding. The transcript is spliced from 6 exons. The record is from RefSeq and is a predicted model, not a curated record. Gene Ontology annotation, biological process: secondary metabolite biosynthetic process; fatty acid biosynthetic process. NCBI's taxonomy places the organism in Eukaryota, Fungi, Ascomycota, Dothideomycetes, Pleosporales, Dothidotthiaceae. Bases 4 to 5331 code for a protein of 1775 amino acids.
CAAAUGAAGCUCAUAUACUUUAGCAACGAGUUUAUUUUCGAGGACCUGCCGAACAUCUUCCGAGAAUUACACCAGCAUAGCAAAAGCAGAAGACAUCCUGUCCUUGCCCGGUUUUUACAAGAAGGAACCACUGCCAUCCGUGACGAAGUACACCACUUGCCGACAGAACUCAGACAACUGAUUCCCACGUUUGAGAGUAUCCUGACAUUUUUGGAGUUCUCCGAGCUCCGAAAGGGUCCUCUUUGUGGAUCUGUCGAUGGUAUACUCCUUUGUAUUGCUGAGUUGGGGACACUCAUUGCUUACUAUGAAAGUUGCCCGAGUGCCUUUGAUCUGGACGAUACCAAUGUAUGUCUCGCUGGUCUAGGUAUCGGGCUUCUAGCCGCACCUGCUCUAUCGUUAGCCAGUACAGUGGCGGACCUUGCGGUUGUUGGAACCCAGGUCCUGAGACAAGCCUUUCGUCUCGGUGUUCUGGUCAACCAAGUUUCCCAGAAUUUGCAGCAUCGUGAUUUAACCGAAGAUACCUCUCUGGACUCAUGGGCCUACGUGCUAUCAAACGUAUCAGCAGAGCAAGUCCAGCAGCAGCUCGACGCUAUGCAUCAAAAACAGUGCACUCCAGUAGCAGCCAAGAUUUUCAUCAGUGCUUUGAGCGCUUCUUCCGUUACGAUCAGUGGACCUCCAGCUAGGUUGAAAGUUCUUUUUCAAAUCGAAGAUUUCUUCCGCGAUUGUCGAUCCAUCGCCUUGCCUGUAUACUCUGGCCUGUGCCAUGCUGGACACAUUUACACGGAGAAAGACGUGCGUGAGGUAGUCAGGACGCCCUCUAUGCAGCGCAUCGACAAAACUCUCGCACCCCGACUUCCUAUCUUUUCAACAAGCACCGGGAAGUCUUUCCCUGCAACAAGUGCAACUGACCUGUUCGAGCACAUAAUAAGCGAGAUUCUAACACAACCGAUACAAUGGGACAAGGUUGUGCAAGGUGUCAUCCAACGGGUGCAGGAAAAUCCACGUGCAGGUAUUGAUGUGCUGGUUUAUCGAAUGUCUAUCCCCAUGCACGAUCUCUCGAAGGCGUUGAAAAAUGUACCAGAAAUGGAUCUGUCGAUCAAGGAGCUUGGGUCCUGGGUUCAUAACAAGCAUCCUUCCACAGACAUCAUCGACAUUGACACGGAUGCAGGGAACAGAGAUCCGUCGCAGUCCAAGAUAGCGAUCGUGGGCAUGUCAUGUCGAAUGCCUGGUGGAGCGACCGAUACCGAGAAAUUCUGGCAGUUGCUUGAGAACGGUUUGGAUGUGCACCGUAGGAUCCCAGCUGACAGGUUUGACGUUGAGUCGCACUACGAUCCCACAGGAAAGCGCAUGAACACUUCACACACGGCAUACGGUUGUUUCAUCGACGAGCCUGGGUUGUUUGAUGCACCUUUUUUCAACAUGUCGCCGCGCGAAGCACAACAAACAGAUCCUAUGCAACGACUUGGCCUGGUGACAGCAUAUGAAGCGCUCGAGAGAGCUGGUUAUGUCGCCAAUCGAACAGCUGCAACGGAUUUGCAUCGCACUGGCACCUACUAUGGCCAAGCUAGCGACGAUUACCGCGAGGUCAACUCAGCACAGGAAAUCAGCACCUACUUCAUCCCUGGAGGUUGUCGCGCAUUUGGACCUGGCAGAAUCAACUACUUUUUCAAGUUUUCAGGCCCUAGUUACAGCAUUGAUACGGCGUGUUCGUCUAGUCUGGCAACUAUUCAAACUGCGUGUACAUCGCUCUGGGCAGGUGACAUUGAUAUGGCUGUGGCUGGGGGUACCAACGUGUUAACCAACCCCGAUGCGUUUGCGGGUCUCAGCCAUGGUCACUUUCUGACCAAGACCCCAAAUGCGUGCAAGACCUGGGAUUCUGAAGCUGACGGCUAUUGCAGAGCUGACGCAGUCGCUUCCGUUGUCCUCAAGCGUCUUGAGGACGCGGAAGCAGAUAAUGACAAUAUCCUUGGUGUUAUUCUUGCAGCAGCAACAAACCAUUCCGCUGAAGCCAUUUCUAUCACGCAUCCCCAUGCAGGUCAUCAAGCCUAUCUUGGCACGCUGGUCACGAAUCGAGCAGCCAUCAACCCGCUCGAUGUCAGCUUUGUUGAAAUGCAUGGUACAGGCACACAAGCAGGAGAUGCAGAGGAAAUUCAAUCCGUGACUAACGUCUUUGCCCCUUCGGCCAAACGCCGUAACUCCAAAAAUCCGCUGUACAUCGGUGCAGUAAAAGCUAACGUAGGUCACAGCGAGGCAGCUGCAGGUGUCACAGCUAUAAUCAAGGUACUCCUCAUGUUGCAGAAACACGCCAUUCCACCACAUGUGGGAAUCAAAAACAGUCUCAACCCUAGGUUUCCGAAGGACAUGGACGCACGCAAUGUCCGCAUACCCUACGAGAAAACGCUGUGGCCGCAAGUGCCUGGGAAAAAACGUCUUGCCAUGGUAAACAACUUCAGUGCUGCUGGAGGAAAUACGACUAUUGCCAUCGAAGAAGCACCUGAGCGGAAGGUGAUCGGAACAGACUCUCGUCCCUCGCAUGUCGUUACAGUAUCGGCAAAGAGCAGGGCGUCAUUCAAAGGAAAUAUUGAAAGGAUGCUCGUGUAUUUGGAAACAAAUCCAGAGACGCGACUCGCAGAUCUUUCGUAUUCAACUACUGCACGUCGAUGCCACCACAAUUACCGUGCGGCCUUUUCUUGUUCCACUAUCGACCAGGCCAAGAGGCACCUUGCAUCGACCUUGGUGUCUUUGGAUACACACAAACCGGUUCCAAACACUGAUGCGCCUCCAAUUGCAUUUGUUUUUACCGGACAGGGCGCAUCAUACAAGUCGUUCAACUUGGAGCUGUUCAACCAGUCGCCAUACUUCCGAUCCGAGAUGCUGCGGCUGGAUGCCAUCACUCAGGGCCAGGGAUUUCCAUCGUUCCUUCCUGUGUUGGAUGGCAGCCAUGCAGAGAACCGUGAAUACCAACACUCACCAGUCAUGACGCAGCUUGCGCUCGUAUGCAGCGAAAUUGCUCUGGUCAAGUACUGGGGCUCUCUGGGUGUGAGGCCUGAUGUUGUUGUUGGUCAUAGCCUAGGCGAGUAUGCGGCCUUGCAUGUAGCUGGCGUGCUCUCAGCUUCCGAUACAAUUUUCCUUGUCGGGCGGAGAGCCACGAUGCUUGAGACCAAGUGCCAGGUGGGAAGUCACAAGAUGUUGGCGGUGCGAGCUUCCGUCCAGCAGAUCGAGAAGAGUGCUGUUGAAGCACACCUUCCCUACGAACUCGCUUGCAUUAAUGGUCCAAAGGAAACUGUAAUCAGUGGUCCGGUGGCAGAGAUUGAAGCCCUUGUUGCGGUACUUGAAUCCGAUGGCUACAAGUGCUAUAGCCUCGACGUGGCCUUUGCCUUCCACUCGGCCCAAACGGACCCUAUCCUGGACGAUUUUGAGGCUAUCGCUAAUAGCGGCGUACUAUUCCAAGCACCUCACCUGCCUGUGAUCUCACCUCUUCUCAACAAAGUCAUAUUUGACGACAAAACGAUUAACGGCAACUAUAUGCGCCGGGCUACACGUGAGCCUGUCAAUUUCCUGGCGGCCCUGCAAACGGCCAAGAAGAUCGGUACUUUAGACGACGACACGGUUUGGAUCGAAAUAGGGCCCCAUCCCGUUUGCAUUGGGUUUAUCAAGUCGACUCUUUCGCCAGUUGGCUUUGCUGUCGCAUCUCUGCGCCGAGAUGAGGACAAUUGGGCGACUAUGGCCACAAGUCUUGCGGCACUACAUUGCGCUGGUGUGCAGAUCGGCUGGAACGAAUUCCAUAGCCCGUUUGAACAGUCGCUGCGACUCCUGGACCUGCCUACGUAUGCUUGGAAUGACAAAAGAUAUUGGUUACAGUAUAAUGGUGACUGGGCUCUCACGAAAGGCAACACCUUUUAUGACGCUGAAAAGUCACAGUCGAGUUUGAUAGAAGCAGAACCUUCCACUAGCACCUCCAGUCUGAGUACCUCAACUGUACAGCGCAUCAUUGACGAAAGUUUUAUUGGAAUGGCUGGAACUGUCGUGAUGCAGUCCAACCUAGCGCAUCCAGAAUUCAGAGCCGCGGCUUGGGGCCAUAAGAUGAACGGUUGUGGUGUUGUCACCUCGUCUAUCCAUGCUGAUAUCGCUUACACGCUGGGCGAAUACCUGUACAAGAAGCUUGUGCCUACACGCGGCAAACAGGGAGUUCAUAUUGACAUUACCAACCUUGAAGUCGUCAAAGGACUUGUCGCAAAUAGUACUCCAAAGAUCCCACAAUUCAUACAAGUCUCGCUGACCACGGCCGACAUAACAUCCAACAAGGCCCAGAUAACGUGGUACAACGUGCACGUCAACGGAACUGUAGUCGACCAACCCUUCGCAACCGCUACUCUCGUCUUUGGUUCGCCUAGUGAAUGGUUAGCCUCGUGGGUUCCCCUAACUCACUUGGUGCAAGGCCGCAUCGAACAACUUGAGCGCCUGGCCGAAUCAGGUGUCGCCAACCGCUUCAAUCGGAACAUGGCAUAUCUCCUCUUCGCGAACAACCUGGUCAACUACCAUGACAAGUACCGGGGCAUGACAUCGGUAGUCUUGCACGAUCUUGAGGCUUUUGCCGAUGUGACGCUGACAACUGAUAAAAGCGGAUCGUGGACCGUGCCGCCUUAUUUCAUCGACAGCGUAGCGCAUCUGGCGGGCUUUGUCAUGAACGUGAGCGAUGCCAUGGAUACUAAAGCCGACUUCUGUGUCACACCAGGUUGGGACUCGAUGCGCUUUGCAAAACCCCUCGUAGCUGGGGCCAAGUAUCGCUCCUAUGUCAAGAUGAUUCCCACGCCGGAGGAUGCAACUGUGUAUCUGGGUCAGGUGUAUAUCCUCCAGAACGGAAUAAUCAUUGGAGUUGUUAGGGGCAUCAAGUUCCGCAGGUAUCCAAGGAUCUUGCUCAGCCGUUUCUUUUCUGCGCCAGAUGACUCCAAACCAUCUCCUAUCGCCACCAACUCCACUUCUGUUGCUACAAUACCUGUCGCUGGCUCAGCAAUUGUAAAUCCUAUAUUAGGAUCGUCCGUGUCAUCAUCGUUCACGGAACCAUCUAUGCCGGCACCAGUUCCCGAAAGUAUCGACUCUGAUACCACAACCGACAAAGCUAUUGGCAUCAUCGCGGAGGAAUCCGCGCUAGACAUGGCCGACCUGACCGACGACGCGAGCUUUGCCAACCUGGGCGUUGACUCACUUAUGAGUUUGGUCAUAGCCGAGAAGUUUCGCGAACAGUUGGGCGUGGUGGUGGGUGGCAGUUUGUUCCUUGAGUAUCCGACGAUCGGUGAUCUGCGCAGUUGGUUGGACGAGUAUCAUAGUUGA